Molecule: messenger RNA, 1170 nt
Organism: Aspergillus japonicus CBS 114.51
Lineage: Eukaryota; Fungi; Ascomycota; Eurotiomycetes; Eurotiales; Aspergillaceae
Product: replication factor C subunit 2
Exons: 4
Coding region: 1-1170 (389 amino acids)
Biological process (GO): DNA-templated DNA replication; DNA repair
Cellular component (GO): DNA replication factor C complex; nucleus
Molecular function (GO): ATP hydrolysis activity; DNA binding; DNA clamp loader activity
Source: RefSeq, a predicted model, not a curated record
AUGGCUGCGAAUUUCUUCAGCAACAAAGCCCGGGCUGCAGCUGCAGCUUCGGGUACCUCCAAGCAAAAGCCAACGGAUGGAAAGGAUGAACAAGGUCGACAACAACCAUGGGUUGAGAAAUAUCGUCCCAAGACUCUUGAUGAUGUCGCCGCACAAGAUCACACCACCAAGGUUCUCCGACGCACGUUGCAAGCUUCUAAUCUCCCCCAUAUGCUUUUCUACGGCCCUCCCGGUACCGGAAAGACUUCCACAAUUCUUGCUCUCGCAAAGUCGCUCUUUGGUCCUACUCUCUACCGCUCGCGCAUCCUUGAAUUGAACGCUUCCGAUGAACGUGGUAUUGGCAUUGUGCGCGACAAGAUCAAAAACUUUGCUCGUGCCCAACUCAGUCACUCAACAGGCAUGGGUGCGGAAUACCUGGCCAAAUACCCGUGUCCCCCAUUCAAGAUCAUCAUUCUCGAUGAGGCAGACAGUAUGACACAGGACGCGCAGUCCGCUCUUCGUCGUACCAUGGAGCAGUACAGUCGGAUCACCCGUUUCUGCUUAGUCUGUAACUAUGUGACUCGUAUCAUUGAGCCGCUGGCGAGUCGGUGCAGCAAGUUCAGAUUCAAAGCUUUGGACAAUACGGCGGCGGGAGAUCGGCUGGUCCAGAUCGCCAAGCUGGAAAACCUGAGAUUAGAAGAGGGUGUGGUUGACAAGCUGAUCAGCUGUAGUGAAGGUGAUUUGCGACGUGCGAUCACCUAUCUGCAAAGUGCGGCCAAGCUGGUUGGGGCCGGUAGGGUCGAGAAGAAGGACGAUGACGAAGAUACCGAGAUGGCAGAUGAAAGCUCGGAAUUGAUCACUGUCAGGACCAUCGAGGAGAUCGCUGGUGUUGUCCCUGAGAGCGUUUUGGAUGAUUUGACCCGGGCUCUGCAGCCGAUGAAGGUUGGGUCGUCUUAUGAUGCUGUUUCAAAGGUGGUCACGGACAUUAUUGCAGAUGGAUGGAGUGCCAGUCAGCUUCUUCUCCAGCUGUAUCGGCGCAUGAUCUACAACGAUGCUAUUCCCGACAUUCAGAAGAAUAAGAUCGUGACGGUCUUUUCGGAAAUGGACCGUCGUCUGGUUGACGGAGCUGACGAGCACCUGACCAUCCUUGACGUCGCACUCAAGAUUUCUGGCAUCUUAGGCGGCGCGUAG